Messenger RNA from Oldenlandia corymbosa var. corymbosa, 3052 nucleotides. The record is from the annotation of a GenBank genome assembly. NCBI's taxonomy places the organism in Eukaryota, Viridiplantae, Streptophyta, Magnoliopsida, Gentianales, Rubiaceae.
AGACUACUAAGUAGUUCAUCCGUAGGCUGCCAAAAUAUGUAACCCACCAUCUACUAUCGCGUUCGCGCCAAAAGGACUAGUCACUCGUCAGUUCCCUCCAUUUUCCCGCCUAAACCAAAACCCUUACCCCCAAAAAGAAAAAGGAAACCUAUUCCAUCAGUAUUCUCAGCACUCUCUCUCUCCUCUGCCUCCUCCGAAAACACACUCUCACACAGUAGAAUUGAGUCGGAGGGAAAGCUGGAAGUGGGAGGCGAAUGGAUCUCAGCGAGGAAGUUAGGGCGGCGCACAAGCGCGAGUUCCUCAAAUUCUUCGACCAAAGUGUAAUUGACUAUUUUCUUCGUCUGUCUCUCUUUACGGUUGGAUUAGGGUCAUGUAUUUUCUUUGUACCCACACUAAUGGAUCUUUAAUUUGUUUCAGGAAAUGAAUAUCGAGCUAAGGAAAGAUAUCGGCAUUAUGAUUAACAGACAAGAGCGCCGUCUGAUUAUUAAGUUGUCUCAUUUCUACAAUCACCGGGAAGGCGCCGAUAUUGCUCGCAGGCUUCUACAAAACCCCGGUGAGUAUGUGCAGCCGCUAUGCGAUUCAAUGACAGAAAUGGUUCGCAGCAUUGAUGCCAAAUACUUGAAGGAAGGGGAACAAGUCCUUGUCGGGCUUGAUGGUCCCUUUGUUUCACGAAGAGUCACUCCAAGGGACCUCUUGUCAGGGUUUAUUGGUUCAAUAGUGUGCGUUGAGGGCAUUGUCACAAAAUGUUCUCUUGUGAGGCCAAAAGUUGUUAAAAGUGUUCACUUCUGUCCAGACACAAAAAAGUUCACUAGUCGAGAAUAUAGAGAUAUUACAUCUAACAUGGGCUUACCCACUGGCUCCGUGUACCCGACACGGGAUGAGAAAGGGAAUCUGCUGGUUACUGAGUACGGGCUUUGUACGUACAAGGACCAUCAGACAUUAUCAAUGCAAGAAGUGCCUGAAAAUUCUGCUCCUGGUCAACUACCACGAACUGUAGAUGUCAUUUUAGAGGAUGAUUUAGUGGACAAAUGCAAACCUGGAGACCGAGUAGCUAUAGUCGGGAUAUACAAAGCACUGCCCGGAAAGAGCAAGGGGGGUGUCAAUGGAGUAUUCAGGACUGUUCUUAUAGCCAACUCCGUUUUUCCUCUGAACAAAUCAACUCAGGCAUCAAUAUUUGGAAACAAAGAUCGAGAUAACAUAAUAAAGAUAUCUAAGAGGGAUGAUGCCUUUGACCUACUCGCAAAUUCCCUCGCACCAUCCAUCUAUGGUCAUACAUGGAUAAAAAAGGCAUUGAUCCUACUGAUGCUUGGCGGAACUGAAAAGAACUUGAAAAAUGGGACACAUUUGCGAGGGGACAUAAAUAUGAUGAUGGUUGGUGAUCCCUCUGUUGCCAAGUCUCAACUACUUAGAGCAAUCAUGAAUAUUGCACCUUUGGCCAUAUCAACAACUGGCCGGGGUUCGUCUGGAGUUGGAUUAACAGCUGCUGUUACCUCUGAUCAAGAAACAGGAGAAAGAAGGCUUGAAGCAGGUGCCAUGGUUCUUGCCGAUCGAGGGGUUGUCUGUAUUGAUGAGUUUGACAAGAUGAAUGAUCAAGAUCGUGUCGCCAUCCACGAAGUCAUGGAACAGCAGACUGUUACAAUUGCAAAGGCUGGGAUUCAUGCAUCCUUGAAUGCUCGUUGCAGUGUUGUAGCUGCAGCUAAUCCAAUUUAUGGAACAUAUGACCGUUCGUUGACCCCCACAAAGAACAUUGGGCUUCCAGAUUCUUUACUUUCUCGUUUUGAUUUGUUGUUCAUUGUUCUGGAUCAAAUGGAUCCUGAUAUUGAUCGUCAGAUUUCAGAACAUGUUUUGCGCAUGCACAGGUUUCGUUCUAAUACAGGUGGAGACAGCAUUGCCUCAGAGAAUGCACAAUAUGAAAGGGAGGAUGAGGCAGAGACUAAUUCAACCGUUUUUGUCAAAUAUAACCGAAUGCUGCAUGGGAGGAAGACUAGUCGCAAGCGUGAAACACUCACAAUUGAUUUCUUGAAGAAGUAUAUCCAUUAUGCGAAACACAGGAUCCAACCCGAGUUAACUGAUGAGGCAUCUGAUCAAAUUGCUACUGCAUACGCUGAGCUUCGUAGCGCCAGUUCCAAUGCAAAGACUGGGGCGGGAACACUUCCAAUAACAGCCAGGACCUUAGAAACAAUAAUACGUCUGUCGACUGCCCAUGCAAAGCUGAAGUUAAGAAGACAGGUGGUGAAAUCCGAUGUUGAUGCAGCUCUUCAAAUUCUGAACUUUGCUAUCUAUCACCAAGAGCUUAAUGAGAUGGAGGAGCGGGACCAAGAGUGGGAAAGAGAAAUGGAGAGACAAAGAAAAGCCGACAACGAAGCUGGUAAUACUAGUAGAUCUCAGCAAGACGGUGGCAGAAAUGAAUCUGAAAAUGGUGAUGCUUCAAGAGGAAGGGAGGCCAUGGAUGUUGAUCCUACAGGAACUGAUGGCAAUACUUCAUCUCAGAGGUUGGAAGCUUUUAGAGCUGCGCUUGGAAAGCAUAGACACACACAGCAUGUCGAACAAAUGACAGUGGCUGAAAUAGAAGGAGUAGUGAACACUGGAGUUUCUGUUCCUUACUCAAAUGCAGAGAUAAUGUCCCUGUUAGAGAUAAUGGAAGCAGAAAACAAGUUGUACUAUGCCAAGGAUGUGAAUGUAGUGUACUUUGUGUAAAACCGGUAAGAAAUCCCUGAUGUGGCGUGCUUUGGAUGCUACGGUAACAGAGACGAACACUGAAGGCAAUUGACAGUAACCCUUGAUGUUAUUCUCCAGAUAAAAUGCCCAAGAUUCUGUGUCAUUCAGCUUGGCAGGCAUUUGCUAUGUUAUUAAACCUUUGCAAGUUGCAACUCUCAUGUUUAGAUGAACUCAUUAACUGAUUUGGUGCUUAUUGAAAGUUUGUAAUAGAGGAUGAAUUAGAUUGGAAAUGUAGUCAACUGCGAUGAUUUUUCUAAUGUAGGAGGAUAAUGCUUAUUGAAAGUUUAUUUAGGACGAUAUUGCUUUAAUUUUAUUUUAUUUUAUUGUCGUGGUA